Trichoplusia ni (cabbage looper) is the source of this 1432-nucleotide messenger RNA. Its product is annotated as collagenase-like. Lineage: Eukaryota; Metazoa; Arthropoda; Insecta; Lepidoptera; Noctuidae. The record is from RefSeq and is a predicted model, not a curated record. Gene Ontology annotation, molecular function: serine-type endopeptidase activity. The transcript has 8 exons. Gene Ontology annotation, biological process: proteolysis. Bases 55 to 1395 code for a protein of 446 amino acids.
UAAUAUAAUUAUACAGCAAUAGUUAGUUAUCCAUUCCGAAAGCGAUCGUUCGCAAUGGCGGCCGCGUAUCUGUUGGGACUAUUCUUUGUCUUGGGCUAUGCCCAGGCUGGCCUAUUCAGGGCUGAACCAGCCGUUAUCGAGGACUUAAGAGUCCAGUCCGGCUCUCGUAUUGUGGCUGGCCAGCCCGCCGAGGAUGGUCAGAUCCCCUUCCAAGUGAGCGUGCGUAUGGUCAACAACUUCGGAGCCGUCAGCUCCUGCGGUGGAUCCAUCAUCGACGAGAAAUGGGUGCUCACAGCUGCCCACUGCCUGGCCAACCGUUUAACUUUCGUCGUCCGCCUGGGUUUGACAAACCUGACUCGUCCUGAUUACAUCGUGGAGACAGACCUCAAGUACAUCCACCCCAAGUAUAAUGAAAUCCUCGCCGGAGUUCAGACUGAUGACAUCGCUCUGCUUGGACUCUACCAGGCUGUUACCUUCACCCCCAACUUGCAACCCGUGCGUCUGCAGAGCCGUGCCCAGAAGAACAACAACUACGACGGUGUCGUCCUGACUGUUAGCGGAUACGGCCGUACCGACGAUCUGUGGAACGGUGGUGCUGCAUCCGAGAUCUUGUUGUGGGUGCUGCAGCGCGGUAUCACCAACGAGGAGUGUCUGAGCUGGUACAUCAACAGCAGCGUCAUCAAGGACGAGACCCUCUGCGUGCAAUACUACGACAAUCCUUCCCAGUCUUCAUGCCAGGGUGACAGCGGUGGCCCCCUGACCGCCAUCGAUGAAGAUGGAGUGCGCACCCAGGUUGGAGUCGUGAGCUUCGGAUCUAACGCUGGAUGCAACACCCCCUGGCCUUCUGGCUACGUUCGUCCCGGACACUACCACGACUGGUACUUAGAGGUCACCGGCAUCGACUUCGACUGGACCGUCGCCGAGGAAAGCUCCUCUGAAGAAGACAGCUCAUCAUCAUCCGAAGAGGACUCCUCCGAGAGCAGCGAAUCUGACGAGGAGGAGCCCGAAGAGCCUGAGCAGCCAGAGGACCCUGAGAGCCCUGAGGACCCAGAGGACCCUGAGGAGCCAGAGGACCCUGAACAGCCUGAAGACCCUGAACAGCCAGAGGACCCUGAACAGCCUGAAGACCCAGAACAGCCAGAGGACCCUGAACAGCCAGAGGACCCCGAACAGCCUGAAGACCCUGAGGUCCCAGAAGACCCUGAGGUCCCAGAAGACCCUGAGGUACCAGAAGACCCUGAACAGCCAGAGGACCCUGAGGUCCCAGAAGACCCUGAGGUCCCUGAGGACCCUGAGGUACCAGAAGACCCUGAACAGCCAGAGGACCCUGAGGUGCCCGAAGACCCUGAGGUCACUGAGGUGCCCUACUUCUCUAAAGUACACUUUGUCAACUAAAUUAUAAAUAAAAAACAGUGUUUACUUUAAACAUAUA